Messenger RNA from Soboliphyme baturini, 303 nucleotides. The record is from the annotation of a GenBank genome assembly. Lineage: Eukaryota; Metazoa; Nematoda; Enoplea; Dioctophymatida; Soboliphymatidae.
UACGCCCAGCCGGUGUACAUGUGUUUUGUGGACCUAGAGAAAGCGUAUGACCGGAUCCCACGCAACAACCUGUGGACAUGCCUUCGCGCAUACGGGAUUGAUGGCCAGCUGCUAAGGGCCGUCCAGUCACUGUAUUCUGAUAGCAGGUGCUGCAUCAGAGUUAAUGGCGUCAAGUCAAAACCAUUCAACGUUCGCACUGGUCUCCGCCAAGGCUGCGUCCUGUCCCCUAUCCUGUUUAUGUUGUACAUGGAUAGAAUAGUCAGGAGCUGCCAAGGCGAUGAGGGUAUCGGUAUAGAGGUGUGA